This is a messenger RNA of Apis mellifera (honey bee), 2479 nucleotides long. RefSeq lists its product as uncharacterized. Bases 68 to 2479 code for a protein of 803 amino acids. NCBI's taxonomy places the organism in Eukaryota, Metazoa, Arthropoda, Insecta, Hymenoptera, Apidae. The transcript has 13 exons. The record is from RefSeq and is a predicted model, not a curated record.
GUAGAUAUGAAUAACAAGGUGUAAAUGUUAGAUUUUCAAUAAUAUAGAAUAAAUCUCUAACAUAAUUAUGAUAUUUAAUAAAAUUGUAUUAUUAAUAAUUUAUUUUGAAUUACAAUUAAUAUGGACACAAACAACUAUACCCAAGUCACUUAGAGAAUGUUAUAAAAAUAAUGUCACAUUGAAUCCUCCUAUUCCAUUAAAUUUACGUAUAUUGAUUGAUAUCAUACAGAAGAUGGAAAAAUAUUCAUAUUCAACAAUAGAUAUGAGAAUAAUGUCUUCAUCAAUAUUACACAGAUUUAGAUUUGAUGGUAUUGAAUAUCAUAAAAAUAUUCAAACUACGGAAAAUAUAUUGCCAUUCAGUGGAACUGGAAUACAACGUAUUAAACACAAAUUGAUAGAAGAAUUAAUUCCAGGCAAACCAGAAAUUUUACCAGUUCAUAUACUUUCACAGGAAGAACGUUGUAUACUUCACCAGGCUAUUUCAAGCUCAAUUUUGUUAUUUGAUAAUGAAAAUAAAUAUAAAUUAUAUGAACAAAUUCCUCAAACUAAAAAAUUAAGAGAUAGAAUGCUUACUGAUACAUGGAAUUAUCCAAGACAACAAGGAGUGAUUCUGACACCAUGUGGUACUAUUGCCCCUGGAAUAAUUAUAGGAGCAAUUGCUGCAUCUCUUCAACAUCAAAACAUUGCUGUAAAUCAAUUGGUUACAAAUUUGGAAGCACCUUCAAAUACAGCACAUAAUUAUGAUUCUCCCAACAAAAUAUUAUUUAAUAAUACUUUUCAUUUAUUAAAAAUGAAUUCUACAAAUAUAUAUAAUUUAAAAUACAAUAAAGAAGAAGUUGAAUUUAUUCUUCCAAGAAGUCAAAUAAUUCAUAAACCUUCUAUGUGGUAUAAUGCUUUAAAGUCAUCAUCUAUGAAAAUUGAUAAUAUAUGGUUAACAACAAUUGCAGGCGAAUUAGCAGAAAUGAUUGUGUAUCAAGGACCUUUAGGAAAUAAUAUAACUUUUGGUGCAACAGGAUUCUGGCAAAAUAUCAUACGUCCAACUAUUUAUUAUCUCACAAAUUCAUAUAAAAAUUUUUAUGUAACUCGAGCUGAAUUAAUAGGAGGCAUUGAUGGAAUGAUAAUUUCAAGUUAUUUACAAAGUUGGAUUCAAGAUUUUUACAGUCUUCGACUCAGUCAAAUUUUAGAAAUGUAUUAUUCAUAUGAAGGUGUUGUAUUCAAUACAAACGUAAAAGCUUGCGAUCGAAUACAAACCUUCCAAUAUGCAGUACCAAAGACUAUUUUAAAUGAGCAGACUUAUGCUAUAGCUCAGACAUUAGCUUAUCGUAAAAGCAUCGCGUAUAUUUCUCCUGAAACAUUACAACAAAUGGUUGAUUUUGCAACUGAAAAAUUUUAUACUUAUGCAGAAAAUCAUUUAUUUCCUGAAUUAUCUUGUCAUCAAAUAAAUCAACCACAAAUAGAAGCGAUAAUCAUAUUUGACGGUGGAUGGACAAUACAAUAUACAAUAGAUUUCCUUGCAAUUUUAAUACAAGAUUUAGAUAUAUCAAUGUAUGGAUCAAAAAUGGGAAUAAUACACGGUACUUCAGGAGAAUGGUUAUUAAAUGUUACAAACAGUCCAUCAAUUGCAUUUCAAACAUUAAAUAAUUUUACAAAUGCUAUGUGGUCUACACAAUUUAAUUAUAUGCAAGUUUUAAAAACAGUAUUUUCCUAUCUAAAUAAUACUUGGGAAUACAAUCAUAAGCAUCAUAUAAUUGGAAAUCUUGGACAAGUAGUUAUAUUAUUGGUUCCAUUAGCACAUAUAUCUAAUAACGAAAAAGAAUCUAUAAUAACGUUAUUACAUCAAUUAAAAUACAAUCAUCCAGAUGUUCAUUUUGUAUAUUAUGUAUCGAGAUAUAAUGAAAAUUUAUUUGAAUCAUUUAUUUUAUCAAAUGAAGAUUAUAUGAUAAAAAAUUCCAAUAUCGAUGCUAUUGUUCAAUAUGUGUUAAAAAUUCCACGAGCACUAAGACCUGCAACAACUUUAGGUUUGAAUAAUUCAAAAAUUCCCCAAAUAGAAGAUUAUAUAAGUCCUUCGAAAUCAAUUACUUAUAGAAUACAUUCACAUUGGAAACAAAAUAUGAAAAAAAUCUUAAUUAAAAUUCAUACUUUUAAUUAUGGUACAAUGAAAGUCUGUAUGUGGAUAAAAUUUGAAUCCAAUGACAAAAAAAAUUUGCAAUGUAUAGAAUUAGCUGGUUAUAAAGAAAUUACAUUAACUGAUCACUUUAAAUGUACCAGUAUUUCAGCAUGUCCUAAUUUGUAUCUUCAUAUCCAAAAUGUAACUUCUUUAUAUAAAUGUGCAGAAAUAGAUUGUAAAACACCGGAUCAAAUAAGAUUCAUCAUAAGAAUAAAUCAACAAAAUAUUGAUUAUAAUAAUUCUGCAGAUCAGAAUGUAAUAUUGAUCUCAUUAUAUAUUUUUAUUUUAUUUAUAUUUCAGAUACUUAUGUAA